This is a messenger RNA of Lolium rigidum, 707 nucleotides long. RefSeq names its product norbelladine synthase-like. The transcript is spliced from 2 exons. Gene Ontology annotation, molecular function: abscisic acid binding; signaling receptor activity; protein phosphatase inhibitor activity. Gene Ontology annotation, cellular component: cytoplasm; nucleus. Lineage: Eukaryota; Viridiplantae; Streptophyta; Magnoliopsida; Poales; Poaceae. The record is from RefSeq and is a predicted model, not a curated record. Bases 30 to 539 code for a protein of 169 amino acids. Gene Ontology annotation, biological process: defense response; abscisic acid-activated signaling pathway.
CACACUGACACACAGCUCACAGAAAAGCAAUGAAGGGAAGCCUCUGCCACGAGCUCGAGACUGGCCUCCCUGCCGCCGAUGUGUGGGAGGUCUAUGGAAGCCUCCUCCUUGCGCAGCUGAUUCCACAGGUGCUUCCCACCAUUGCCGCCAAUGUUGAGGUUGCAGGAGAUGGCGGGGUCGGAACAAUCUUGCAUGUCACCUUCUGUCCCGGCAUCCCGCUGACAUAUCAAAAGGAAAAGUUCAUCAAGGUCGACCAUGAGAACCUUGUCAAGGAGGCGGUCGUGGUGGAAGGAACCGUCCUGGAUCUGGGAUUUCUGAAGUACCUGAUGCGGUUUGAGAUCGUAGAGAGUGCUGACAAGACUUGCGUGAUAAAGUCAACCCUGGAAUACGAAGUUGCCGACGGUGAUACAAACACCGCAUCCCUCGCCAGCACCGCUACUUUAGCUGGUCUGGCUGAGGCCAUCACAAAUCACCUCAAGGCGCAGAAGAGCGCUGAGAAAACUUCAAAAGAUCAAGCGUCCCACCAGAUCCGUGUUUAAAAUAAGCUCCAUGCAUUUCCUUUGUAAUUUACUAUUCACUGUGUUACUGCUUAUAUUGGAGUAUGAUUAUAAGCUGUUGUUGCUAUUUUCAUCAUGGUACCGCGAAUUUGAAUGUAUUUUUCUUAGAGUGAAUUACACUUUUUACCAUGUACUUGUGUGUUUGUGACA